Messenger RNA from Ogataea parapolymorpha DL-1, 477 nucleotides. RefSeq lists its product as uncharacterized. Lineage: Eukaryota; Fungi; Ascomycota; Pichiomycetes; Pichiales; Pichiaceae. Gene Ontology annotation, cellular component: cytoplasm; myosin II complex. Gene Ontology annotation, molecular function: calcium ion binding; cytoskeletal motor regulator activity; myosin heavy chain binding. Bases 1 to 477 code for a protein of 158 amino acids. The transcript is spliced from 2 exons. The record is from RefSeq and is a predicted model, not a curated record. Gene Ontology annotation, biological process: mitotic cytokinesis; actomyosin structure organization.
AUGAGUACAGCAGAGUGGAGCAUCAGCGCACUCUCCAGAGAGCAGGUUGCUCAUUGGAAAGGAGUUUUUGACAUCAUCGACCAAGAUCACGACGGAAAGAUCACAGAGGAAGAUAUCAAAAACACGUACAGCAGCCUCGGAUUGAAGGACGAGGGAGAGGCCCAAAAGAUGAUGGCAGAGGCUGGUUCUCACGGGCUGGUAUUUAACGGGUUUUUGAGACUGAUGGGCUCGAAAUACGGCGACUUCAGCGACCGCAGCGAGCUGGAACAGGUGUUUGCAACCUUCAAAGACGACUCCAAAACUGUGAACGCCGCAGAGCUCAACGAGCAUCUCACAAGCGUGAGCAGGACAAACCAGGAUAUUCAGUUGAGCAAGGAGGAUAUCAACAAAGUGCUUAAGGCGUUCAGUAAGAAGAGCGAUCUUACGGGAAAAACCGCCUUCGCAGCCGACAAGUUUAUCGACACGGUUUCACAUUAG